UAUUGCAUCUGUUCUGUUGUAGUGCUUCGUCUGAGAGGCUGCAUCUGCGAUAUUACGGAGAUUAAAACUAGAAUACCGGAAAACAGAGAUUUCCCCAAAAAAAAACUCCUUCAAACAAUUAGCUUUAUUUUUUUCCGGCAAGCGUAUUUUUAGACUUGUGCAGGAAACUCGCUUGGAUACAUUUGAAGAUCAAAACAUCGCUUGGCUGUCGUUCAAAGGAUCUAAAGGUUGCAGACAGCGUGAAGGAAGUAAAACGCUGAAAAUGCAGGGACAUUUUCGACAAUUCAUCGUCUUCGGCGUUUUUCUGUAAUCGAGACAUUGUACAAAGGCUAGAUUCAUGCUCCUCGAGCAAAGAUAAACUGCUGAGGUUGAGUUGCAGAAGUGUAAUCUGAAACACCUAACACUGGGGAAAACUGGUCUGAGUAGGACAAGGUUAGCUCAACCAACGCACUGACGCAGAGUUGGCCGAAUCAUAAAAGUGAAAUUCCAUUAUUGAACUAACCGUACUCACAGUUUUUCAGUCGGUAAUGUCUUAAGUGUCUUCUUGAGUUUCAUACCGAAUGACGCGGAAGGUAGUUAAAUGGCAGUUAUUUUAAUAGCCUUAAAGAGAACGAGCACAAAUGCAUCUGUGAGUCGGAUUUAAAGAUAGAUCCCGCAGCACGCAAGGAGCGGUCUUUUGGAGUUGAUGUGUAAUUCGCGAUGUCGUGUUUUGCGUCCGUGUAAUCUGUCCUCUCAGCAUUACUCCACAAACAGAUGAAAUUGAAACCGAAACAAUAUAAUCUUCCGCACUCGAAAAGAGACGAUUUCGUAAACGUUACUACGCAAAGACGCGCUGGUACAGGUGUAGUUAGUUCUUUUACCGUCGGUUCCGCAUUAAGGUAGUCCAGUUUGGAAAGCUUUGUGUAAAACUUGAAAAAAACUAUCGACCCCGAAGCCGUCAAACGAUAGGCGGCGAAUAUCAGUUGGAAUUCGGCGGUUAACCGCAACAGUAAAUAGAAACAGUAAAUUAUCUCCAGCGGUCGCUGAAGCAGGUUCUCAAUGGUGGGAUUCGGUGCGAAUCGGAGGGGCGGUCGCCUGCCGUCCUUCAUCUUGAUCGCCUUGUUGGUGAUCAUCCUCGUCCUCUCUUUCAACUACUGGACGGUGUCCAGCAAGCACACGCGCCUGCUGGACGAGCUGGCCGAGGUGCAGGCGCAGGUGAAGCGCACGGACGCCGCGCGCAGCCGCCUGGAGAAGCGGAACUCGGAGCUGAUCGUGCAGGUGGACACUCACCGCAAGCAGAUCGACCAGAAGGACGGCGACUAUGUCACGCUGGAGAGCAAGCUGCAAGCCCUGGAGUCGCAGGCUAAGAAGUGCGCGGACGAGAAGACGAAACUCCAGAGUGUCCAGUCGACCCAGCGCUCGGAAAUCCAGCGGCUGCAAGAGCAGCUGGAGGAGCUGCGGCAGGAGUUUAUGAAGCUGGAGGAUCAGCUGCACGAGACCAAGAAGAACAGCACCUUCCUGGAGAAGAAGCUGGAGUAUGAGAGCCUGCAGUGUGGACAGCAGAUCGCAGAGCUGAAGUCUGAGUAUGAGGAGAAGAUGAAGAGAGCGGUGGGCGACGCCGAGGACAUUCAGCGGAACAAAGUCAAUCACCCUGCUUCCACACACUCUUUGAAGGAGGACCGAGCAGGCCCUGCUGGCAGUGACACUGAGCACGCUGAUGGCCUGCACACAGAGGCCACCCACAAACUGGACAGCGGAGAGCAGAAAGGCGUCGUCAAGCAUGGCAGUGACGCCGGGAUGCCCGGAAUUGAGGACAGCGAAGUGGGCAAAGUUGAGGACAUGCAUUUCGCCCUGAAGAAGCCGGCGAUCACGCUGAUGAAGCCGGAGGCGGGCGGGGCCGAGGCCGCGAGGGAGAGGCCGGCUGGAGGCCGCGAGGGCGCGCAGGGAGAGCCGCGGGGCCUGGAUGCCCCGAAGGUCGGCGCCGAGCAGUACGCGGAGCCGGGCAACGCUGACCAGCAGCAGCAGGUGGCGCCGCAGCCCGCGGCGGAUAACCCCAGGAUGUUCGAGGACGGCAAAGCUGGGCUCAAGGCGGACGAGCUGGGAGAGCGCAGGAGGCAGAUGAGAGCUCCCAUUAAUGACAAGCCUGACCAUCGUGCUGCCAAAGAUGGGGGGCUCCAGCUUCCCCCCAAUCCCGUGCAGGUGCUGCCACAGCCCAAUGAGCACCAGGCCGGCCAGGACCAGCAACCCGCCGACCCCCCCCAGCACAGACAGAGCCGGUUCUUUGAUGAGAACGAGUCCCCUGUAGAUCCGCAGCAUGGCUCUAAGCUUGCGGACUACAACGGGGACGACGGUAACGUGGGUGAGUAUGAGGCGGACAAGCAGGCCGAGCUGGCCUACAAUGAGGAAGAGGAUGGUGAUGGUGGGGAAGAAGACGUCCAAGAUGAUGAAGAUCGAGAACUUCAAGGAGACCGUGCUAUAGAUUAUGGAAAACGACACCAAGCCAAUGAUAUCCUAUAAGCCUGUGACUGGAAUCAUCUUUUCAGGAAGAUUUAAGACUCUGGAGUAAAAGAGACAGGCAAAAAAAAGAAGUUGAUAAUUUCUUGGCCUUCUAUUUCACUGGUGCUUUAGGUCUGAUUUCUGGUGGGCUGUCUCUUAAAUUGAGGAGGUGGCAGCUAUAUAGUCCUUUUUUUCCUUGAGGUGUCCUGUAGGGCUGUAGAAUUGGAUUGAUGUGGCGCAAUGGUACAGUAUAGGGUACAUUUCAGAACAUUUUUCUGUAUAUUCUUGUGUAUAUUUUGUACUUUUUAGGGUUAAUGACUUCUCUGUCCUCCGCUGUUAUACUAAAGUAUACAUACUUGUAAGUGUAAAUUAUUUCUAAUUUCAGAUUUUCUUAAUAUAAUUAGAAUGUAUUGCAUUGGAAAAUGAAGGGUCUGUGUAAAAAAAAAAUGCAGCUGUACAUUUGUAAUGUUUAUUUUUUACAGGAAAUGAAGGUUUUUUUUCUUUUUAAUAAAUUCCCAGCUGUUCCGCUUUCUGCUGCUGAGUGCUAUAGGAAAGUAGUUGGGGCUGGAGGGACGGUCAGUGGUUUCUGUAAUCGAGAGGAAGUGGGACAGAUCCUUGACACUGGCCUGGGGUUUCCUGGUUUUUUUGGUGGGUCAGUUCUUGGCAAGAAGAAUGUCACUGUUGUAAUGGUUUUUUUUUUUAAGUCUUGUUUUUUCUCUUUCAAAGCCAGAGUUUUAAUUUUGGAAUCUGAAGUCAUCUCUUGCUGGUAAAAGUAAAAGGAUGGAAAGGCGCCGGGUGUUUUUUUUACCCAGAGCCUGAUGGAUUGCCUUGGCUGCGGUAGUGACCUGUGACCUGCACACACUGGGCAGGAGGGAAGGCCCUGCUCACAGAUUGUGUGGCCGUCGUUUGUUGCUUUUUUUUUUUUGUUGUUGUUUUGUUGUGACCAACCAUGGGCUGAAAUCCCAUGCACGGAUACUGUAGCAUGAUUUGAAAUCGGUUUGAUAUUCGGAUAGAGAAGUCCUCAUGAGACAUUGCCUCUUUGCACGUCUGUGCGAGACUGUACUUGAUUUAACACCAGUGCAGAACUCUGGGAUAGAUUCUGUCACUUUUAUAUACUGAAGCUGCUUAGCCACAUAUAAGUGAGUGUAGUUCAGGAAUGGUUUCAAUUUUAAGGUUUUUAGCCAUUUGAAUCCUUAACUUUGUGGACUAUAUUUGUCCCUUCAGUUAUUCCGAUCAUGGGUUUAAGUACUAAAAUGGGAAUGUUACGGAGGUGUAGUUGACAUUUUGUAUGCGAGUUCUGCAUAUCGAAUGUUGUCUGGUGUUUUUUUUUUAAUGAAAUCACACCGGGAGCUGGGUGUUUAACAGAUUCUGAAAUUUUUAACAUCUUGGAAAAUGAUGUGAAUGCACAAUAAACUAAAACCCAACAGCCUC
Molecule: messenger RNA, 3906 nt
Organism: Lepisosteus oculatus (spotted gar)
Lineage: Eukaryota; Metazoa; Chordata; Actinopteri; Semionotiformes; Lepisosteidae
Gene: golm2
Product: golgi membrane protein 2
Source: RefSeq, a predicted model, not a curated record